AUGACUCCGCUUUCGGUUUCGCCUGUUCCGUCCGCUCUCUCCUCCACGGCAAACUCGAGACAUUCGCAUGAGCUUCGAGAUGGAGAUCACUCGGUAACAGGAGCCAUUGCGGGCUUAAAUCUUUCCGUGGCAAACGGAGAAGGGCAUAUAGACGUACCAUCCGUUACCUCCUCUCCUGCACCUAAACCGGCUUCUUCUACUAGACCGAAGAUGGCCACCCGCCUCUCUCGCAUGUUUACCGGUAACGGAAAAACAAAUACUGUUAGAGAAACCCAUGAAAUUCGACGUGAUCUUUCAGACAGCAGUCAAGAAAGUGUCAAUGUACCCAGCAAAACCCCCAGUCAAAAAGAAAAGCCGCCCACCUCCAAGCCCACCUCAAAACCUGUGUCAAGAACCAACUCGAGACCCUCUUCUCAGACUCCGUCUAGACCAGGAUCUUUGAAGAACGAGCCCAUCGACAAAGAGAAGAAGAAACCUAAUCUCAAGGAGCAGAAAGAUGGUGCUGCUGCACCACAUAAACGAUUCGAGGUCCUCCCAGAGGACGUCGGCACCCACUCCCAUAAUCUGCGAAGUGCCAGACGGCAAGAAAAGUUGACAGAUCUUCUGCGUGAUAUGCUAGGUGGUGGACGGAAGAAAGAUGAUCAAGUCGAUGAACAGCAGCUUUCCCUCAUGUCCACCUGGAUUGACCAGUUCAAGACUGAACGGGAUAAGUUGGCUGCCGAUAAAAAGGGUGGCCCCAAUGCCACAGCCUCCCUAGUCGAUAAAUACGGCAAAUGCCAAGAAAUUGUUGGCCGUGGUGCUUUUGGAAUUGUCCGUAUCUCGCAUAAAGUUGACCCACAAGAUUCCAAGUGUGAACAGCUGUAUGCUGUCAAAGAGUUCCGUCGUCGCCCGCAAGAAACCGCAAAGAAAUAUCAAAAGCGACUUACCUCGGAGUUUUGUAUCUCGUCUUCCCUCCGUCAUCCGAAUGUAAUCCACACGCUGGAUCUCUUGCAAGAUGCCAAGGGCGACUACUGUGAGGUUAUGGAGUACUGCGCUGGUGGUGAUCUCUACACACUGGUUCUUGCGGCAGGAAAGCUCGAAGUUGCUGAAGCUGACUGUUUCUUCAAGCAAAUGAUGCGUGGUGUCGAAUAUAUGCACGAAAUGGGUGUCGCCCACCGUGACUUGAAACCCGAAAAUCUAUUACUGACAACCCGCGGUGCGCUAAAAAUUACCGAUUUCGGAAAUGGCGAGUGCUUCCGUAUGGCUUGGGAAAAAGAAGCCCACAUGACCGCCGGUCUCUGUGGAUCUGCUCCUUACAUCGCCCCUGAGGAAUACACCGAAAAGGAGUUCGACCCCAGAGCAGUCGACCUAUGGGCCACCGGAGUCAUAUACAUGGCCAUGCGCACUGGACGUCAUCUGUGGCGUGUGGCCCGCAGUGACGAGGACGAAUUUUACCAACGAUAUUUGGAGGGGCGCAAGCAUGAGGAUGGUUAUGCGCCUAUAGAGACAUUACAUCGGGCUCGUUGCCGCAACGUUAUCUACUCCAUCCUGGAUCCAAAUCCAUCCCGCCGUAUCAAUGCUUCUCAGGUCCUCAAGUCUGAAUGGGUUCGCCAGAUAAAAUUGUGCAAGGCUGGCCAGGAAGGAUUCUAA
Penicillium taxi is the source of this 1629-nucleotide messenger RNA. Its product is annotated as serine/threonine protein kinase SAT4. Bases 1 to 1629 code for a protein of 542 amino acids. Gene Ontology annotation, biological process: intracellular signal transduction; intracellular monoatomic cation homeostasis; protein phosphorylation. Gene Ontology annotation, molecular function: ATP binding; protein serine/threonine kinase activity. The record is from RefSeq and is a predicted model, not a curated record. The transcript is spliced from 2 exons. Lineage: Eukaryota; Fungi; Ascomycota; Eurotiomycetes; Eurotiales; Aspergillaceae.